UAUAAACAUGUGACUAAGAACGAUUGAUACAAAGUUUUAUAAUAGACUACUGGUCGUAAUAAAACCAGUCUAACGCCAAUCUCUAGCAAAUACAGUCAACACUAUAUAUAAAAAUAAUUUAGUAUUUGACAUCAGACAACCAGUUCAACUAAAAUAGCAUUACCUAACACAUAUUACUAUUAAAUUUAUCGAUUCGUAUUUUUCGGUAAAAUUGUCGGCAAUGGAAUCAAUUGAAAGUUCUCUGCUAAAUAUUACUCCAGAAAUCGUUCGUAAUAUAAGAAAGAUCUACAAUCUGGAUGAUCCGAAAAGACUGGAAGAAGCUAUCGAUAUUCUGGAAGAUUGGAUACAGAAGCAGCCUCAUAUAGUCAAGAAGGAUUUUAGUAGGCGUUAUUUAGAAGUAUCUAUCAUAUCAAGCAAGGGUUCGGUGGAAAAAGCGAAGAAACAAAUAGACCGUUUAUGUACAUUUAAAACUUUAAUACCAAAACUAUUUUCAAAAUAUAAUUUGAAAACUGAGCUGCACACAGUUUUAGAGAAAUCAUGGCAUGUCCCUCUUCCAAGACUGACAGAAGAUUACUACAGAAUAAUAUUAAUUAAAGGGUUCAGUAGUGACUACACACCUGAAGAAAUCCUUCAGUACUUUCAAGCCACUGUAAUUGUAACAGAGUAUAUAACAGUGUAUGUGAACGGGUUCACAAUAAUAGUCGACUACCGCGGAUUGAACCUGCUACAGUUAGUUACAAGAAUGAGCACAGCCGAUGUACAGCAAUUCAUCAAUGCAUUAAUUGAAGGCUAUGGCGCAAGAUUAAAAAAUAUCCACAUUAUCACCGAAUCGACAGCUAUAAACUUACUCGUUGCGACUGCUAAGCAAUUUAUAAAAGAGAAGAUUAUUAAAAAGCUUCAAAUUGUGAGAACUUUAGAAGAAUUACAUAACUUUAUACCUAAAGAUCUCUUGCCAGAAGAAUACGGAGGUAAAGAAAAAUCUUAUGAGAAAAUUCAUGCGGAUUGGGUAGAAGAAUUAUCUUCUGAGAAACACAUAGAGUAUUUGAAGAUGAUGUCCAAAGCCUGCACGGAUGAGACCAAGCGACCGAUAGACAAAUUCAACGAGGAAUACAUGGGAAUGCCUGGCUCUUUUAGGAAUUUAAUUGUUGACUAAUUUUGUUUGAUAUUUUACUUAGGCUUGUAUGUCAUUUGUUUAGUUUAUAAUCACUAGUGUUAGGAAUAGGUAGUGCCUUUGCAUUAGGUUAAACUUUGAACAGAGAACAGAGAAAGGAACGGAGACUUCCUUAGUACUAUAUUUUUUUCCGUAGGUACUAUUCACUGCGUUUUAUUUUUCUUUUUAUAAAAACGAUAAUAGUUGUAACGACUGUGUUGUGUUAUGUCUAUUCGCAAACUUUAGGUAAAAACACGAAUUUAUUCCAAAUGGCAUAUUGUUUUUAUUGUAUAUAAGCGUUGUCCGGGAAAAAUAUAGUACUUCAUUCCUUUUCCCUGUUCUCCAAAGUUUAGGCUAAUAAGUACUACCUAUUCCUAUCACUGAUAAUUACACUAGUUUCUGCCCGCGGCUUCAUCCGCGUUCCUGUGGGAUAAAAAGUAUCCCAUGUGUUAUUCCAGACCAUUACAUUUGUAAAGUAUUUGUUACAUUUGCUUUUAGAUCUAUUUGUUUUAUUAUUUUGUAUUGUAUUGGUGAAAACAAAAUAAAUGUUGGUGAAUCUAGAA
Molecule: messenger RNA, 1713 nt
Organism: Spodoptera frugiperda (fall armyworm)
Lineage: Eukaryota; Metazoa; Arthropoda; Insecta; Lepidoptera; Noctuidae
Product: alpha-tocopherol transfer protein-like
Exons: 7
Coding region: 221-1153 (310 amino acids)
Cellular component (GO): membrane
Molecular function (GO): phosphatidylinositol bisphosphate binding
Source: RefSeq, a predicted model, not a curated record